GGGAUAUCCAAAUCAGAACAGGUCAAGUCCUUCCAGGCUGUCUAAAGACACAAUAAACGAGCUCCCCAUAACUCCUACGUAAUCGUAAACGUAUACAAAACUCCAUGCCAUGUCGUGUGUGUAUUCAUAGAUUCCAUGAGCAAGCCGGCUCUUAGCAUCCUCCUCCGCCGCCACCACCCCCUCCGCCAUCUCCUCCACCACAACCACCGCCGCCUCCUCCGUCUCCACCAAAUCCUCCACCUCCUCCAUCACCGCCACCCCAGAAACCUACACUCGCACCGUUCGAAGCGCCGUAGUGAUGGUAUCCUCCGCCAUGUCUUCUACCACGCCGCUGCCUCAUUGGGGGCGGGUAGUCGGAAUACUGCUUUGAGGAGCCGCAACCCAUGUCGUAUGAUUGUCGGACUUUGAAUCUGGGGUUUUUGAAUUGUGCGUCGGCGUGACUUGGGAAUAGGAAAUGGGGCCUGUUUGGGCGCAGAGUUCGUGGAAG
This is a messenger RNA of Paraphaeosphaeria sporulosa, 487 nucleotides long. RefSeq lists its product as uncharacterized. The record is from RefSeq and is a predicted model, not a curated record. Lineage: Eukaryota; Fungi; Ascomycota; Dothideomycetes; Pleosporales; Didymosphaeriaceae. The transcript has a single exon. Bases 136 to 408 code for a protein of 90 amino acids.